This is a messenger RNA of Drosophila guanche, 2920 nucleotides long. RefSeq names its product heat shock factor protein (gene Hsf). Gene Ontology annotation, molecular function: sequence-specific DNA binding; DNA-binding transcription factor activity. The transcript is spliced from 8 exons. NCBI's taxonomy places the organism in Eukaryota, Metazoa, Arthropoda, Insecta, Diptera, Drosophilidae. Gene Ontology annotation, biological process: regulation of DNA-templated transcription. The record is from RefSeq and is a predicted model, not a curated record. The coding region runs from base 246 to 2504 and encodes 752 amino acids.
GGCACUCUGACGAGCGAUAGCGAUAACCGCAAGACGAAGAAGAGAGAAAAAAAUAAAUUUUUCGUGAAACUACGCUGUGCGUGCAUAAAAAAGUGAAAAAAUCGCUGAAACAAAGCUAAAGACAUAGAAAAAGUUGAAAAAGCUUGGAGCAAAGUGUAAAAAGAGCUAACGACAUUUGAAAAGACUUUUAAACAGUGAGUGAUUUGUGUAAAACCAGAAAAUUGUUAAGCUGUGGUAGUGACUAUAUGUCCAGGCCGCGUUCAUCUGUAAAAGCCGUGCAACACAGGCACGAGUCCAGCGAGGAGGAGGACGACGAAGACGAGCAGCGCUCUCCGCGUCGCAAUAUGCAUUCAUUCGGGGAUUCGGGCAUGGGCAGCGGUGUGCCCGCCUUUCUGGCCAAGCUGUGGCGCCUGGUGGAUGACACCGACACCAAUCAUUUGAUUUGUUGGACAAAGGAUGGGCACAGCUUUGUCAUAAAAAACCAGGCGCAGUUCGCGAGGGAACUGCUGCCCCUCAACUACAAGCACAACAACAUGGCCAGCUUCAUCAGGCAGCUGAAUAUGUAUGGAUUCCACAAGAUAACAUCGAUUGAGAAUGGCGGCUUGCGGUUUGAUCGCGACGAGAUCGAGUUCUCUCAUCCGUUCUUCAAGCGCAACUCCGCGUAUCUGCUGGACCAAAUUAAGCGAAAGAUAUCCAACAACAAGAAUGUGGAUGACAAGGCGGUGAUGAAGCCGGAGGCCGUGUCCAAGAUAUUAAACGAUGUGAAGGUGAUGCAAGGCCGGCAGGACACCAUGGACUCGCGCUUCUCCGCCAUGAAGCAGGAGAACGAAGUGCUGUGGCGGGAGAUCGCCAGCCUCCGCCAGAAGCACUCGAAGCAGCAACAGAUAGUCAACAAGUUGAUACAGUUCCUCAUUUCGAUCGUGCAGCCUUCAAGGAAUAUGUCUGGAGUGAAGCGGCACAUGCAGCUCAUGAUAAAUGACACGCCGGAAAACGUACGCGCGCGAACCACCAGUGAAACUGAGAGCGAUGGGGGCAGUGGCCCUGUAAUACACGAACUCAGCGAGGAGCUGCUCGACGAAGUGAUGAAUCCGUCACCAGUUCCAUACGCCAGCUCUGCUCACCAUGACCAGGAGAGCGCCUCUCCACAGUCCGUUGAGCGUCCACAGUCAAUUAAUUUUGACUACUCCAAUCAGAGCGUUGAGGACUUGCUGCGAACUAAUAAUGGAGGAGGCAAUCUUCUCCAGCUGGGAGCUGGAGGUGCCUCCCCUUUGGCCUCUAGCAUGAGUCAUUCACCGGCUGAACACAUAGCCUACACAGUGACCGAACUCCCGGAUGCCCAUGUCCAGGAUGCGUCCAGCAGUCCUGUGUACUCCGAUGAGCAUAAUGUGCUUACGCCCUUGGUGCGUGAACAGCAACGUGAGGAGAAGCGCCAGCAGCGUCAGCAACUCAAGGAGAAGAACAAACAGCGGCGUCAGGCCGGAGACCAAAUGCUCGCUGCCAACUCCAUCUCAGUCGAAGAAGCCUCGCCCAAGUCUGUGAGCACGCGAUCCCAGCUCAAAACAGAUUUACAGUCCCUUGUGAUGCCGCAGCCGGUUUACAUCAAGACAGAGCCCGAAACCGAUUCUGGACUGCUGGACCUGAUGGAUGGCUCGGACUCGGACUUGUACAAUGUCAACUUUAUCAGCGAAGAUAUGCCGUCGAAUAUAUUUGAGGACUCCUCAAUGCUCUCGACUGGACUGGGAGAGGCUGACAAGCUGAAUCAGCAGCAGACGUUUGGCAAGUCCACAGUUAGCAGCGGAAAGUUUGCCAGCAACUUUGACGUGCCCAUUAGCAGCGGCAGCUCUCUGCAAGACGCAAAUCAGGCAUCUACUUCGAGGGCAGCGGCGGCCACAAAGGCCUCAGCAUCGACAUCAGCCUCAGCCACUGAGGGCGAGGCAGCAGCAGCCACGGCUGUUGCCAAGUAUGCCGGCGAUAACAGUGCUGUUCUGGAGGGGAGCAAUAAUGGUCCUCUGAUGAGGAUAAAUUCAGUGUUAGUAGCUGACAAGCCUUUAUUGGUACCUAGAAGGGCAGGAUAUAAUCCAGAGGCCAUUUCCCCUUCUUACUGUUGCAGUGACGAUGUCCAUGGCCAUUUGGAUAAUGUGCAAGACGAGCUUGAGACCCUCAAGGAUUUGUUGCGUGGCGACGGCGUCUCCAUCGAUCAGAACAUGCUCUUGGGUGCUCUUGCCAGGACAUCCAUUUUGCAGCUGACCGAAGACGACCAGUUGAUAAAGCUUUUCAACGAUUCGGAACUGCUGGACACCUAUGGCCUAUCUUUUCCCACUGACAGCAUGAGCGGUGAGAAGAAAGCUUCGAGUGGUUCAGAAAUUAUGACCUAUCAGCCCAGCCCGUACGACCUAUCGGACAUACUGGACACAGAUGAUAAUGAAAAGAGCCAGGAGCCCAUCAGUCGUCAGUCGUAUCAGACGCAGAGUUCGGUUUUGAAUACACCGCGUCACGAUUUUUAAUUCAGAGAAUUUAGAGUAGACUAGAGUUCCGCAAUAGCUGAUCAGAAAGUGAACAAAAAAUGUGUUUUAAGUUUUCAAUUUGUUGAAUAUCUCUUAUACUUAUUAGUUGAUCUAUAUUUGUAAUCACAUUAAUAUUAAUAUGAAUAUUCAUUGAUGUUUCUGUAUGUGCCUUUUGCACUAUAUAUAUAAUAUAUAGCAUUACCCUUAACCGUAACCCUUAGCCCCACUCUAGUUGUAUAGACUAGAAGAAGAGGUUAAUAUUUACGAGAUAUUCAAUUUUUUAAUCGGUGAAAAGUGGGAGAGCCAACCACGCAUACCCAUGCGUUUCAUGUUGUGUCUUUCCGUUAGAUAAAUUUGUAGUUUUUGCGCUAAACGAAGAUAACGAUUAAAUGUUACUCUGACUUGUAUACAAGGUA